Diplodia corticola is the source of this 609-nucleotide messenger RNA. Its product is annotated as tetratricopeptide repeat domain containing protein. The coding region runs from base 1 to 609 and encodes 202 amino acids. NCBI's taxonomy places the organism in Eukaryota, Fungi, Ascomycota, Dothideomycetes, Botryosphaeriales, Botryosphaeriaceae. The record is from RefSeq and is a predicted model, not a curated record. The transcript has a single exon. Gene Ontology annotation, molecular function: protein binding.
AUGGAGGAGGAAACGUACACGCAACUGCCGCUGGAGAUGGACCCGCACACCAAGGCCAUCUCGGGGCACAACAUCCCGCCGGCGGUCCAGCGCGAGCUCGAGGAGCUCAACCAAUUGCACCGGCAAUUCCUCACGCUUGAGACGCCUGGCCAGACCCCGCCGCCCCCGGUGCCAGUGAACCCCAAGCGCAGCGCCGGCAUCGGCAAGCUUCGCGAGUCGGGAAAUGCGUCGUUCAAGAAGGGACAAUACGCCGAGGCUGCCAAAUUCUACACGCUCGCAAUUGAUGUGGCGAUACAGCGCCCGCAGUGGGAGCCGUCGGGGCUCGUCCGCGAGGAGCUCUCGGCGCUGUACGCAAACCGCGCUCAGGCUUACAUGUCGCUGCAGGACUGGGCCUCGGGCUCCGUCGACGCCGAGACCAGCGUCGAUAUCAAGCGGGUGCAAAACGCGAAAGCCUGGUGGAGGAGAGGCCGCUGCCUGUUGGAAAUGGGCAGGGCGAAGGAGGCCCGCGACUGGGUUGCCCAGGCCCGCGAGUUCGACCCUAACGAGGCGGACCUUCAGUCGCUCGCCAGGGAUAUCGACGCGGCGAUUGAGAAGGGCAAGAGCGACUAG